Galdieria sulphuraria is the source of this 1779-nucleotide messenger RNA. RefSeq names its product MFS transporter, SP family, sugar:H+ symporter. The coding region runs from base 25 to 1710 and encodes 561 amino acids. The record is from RefSeq and is a predicted model, not a curated record. Gene Ontology annotation, cellular component: membrane. The transcript is spliced from 2 exons. Gene Ontology annotation, molecular function: myo-inositol:proton symporter activity. NCBI's taxonomy places the organism in Eukaryota, Rhodophyta, Bangiophyceae, Galdieriales, Galdieriaceae. Gene Ontology annotation, biological process: transmembrane transport.
GUUGUUUUGUUUUACUCGAAAAGGAUGGCUACUGAACAAGACGAAACAGUUCUAGCGAUUCAAGAAGAAGAGAAGACUUCGAAGCCGAUGGCUAAAGGGUCCUUGUUGCAAUCCGUUGAAGCAGGUUUGGAGAUAACAGAUGAUAUGAAAAGUUCAGUCUUCCAAAUUAUUGAAGAGUUGAAAGAAGAGUAUGAAAAGGAUGAUUCCAAGAAAGUAUCUGCUGCAGGUGUGUUCAGAAAUCCUAAAAGGUUUAUGUGGUUUCUGGCAAUAUUUGCCAGUAUUGGAGGCUUUCUCUAUGGCAUAGAUAUCAGUCUGAUUAGUGGUGCACUUUUGUUCAUGAAAGUUGACUUGAACUUGGACACUUCUCAGCAAUCACUAGUUUCCAGUGGCAUGUCUUUAGGUGGAGUUGCUGGGGCAUUAAUUUCUAUGCCUGUCAACGAACUGGUAGGACGUAAAUAUAGUAUUAUCGUGGCCUGUAUUUUGUAUACUGCUGGUGCCAUUCUUGAAGCUGCUGCUCGUAACUAUGGCACUAUGGUCGCGGGAAGAUUGAUAUUAGGUGCUGGUGUUGGUCUCGAGGCGAUGACUAUACCUACUUAUAUUUCUGAAUGUUCUCAGAAAAGAAGGAGAGGUGGUAUUGUCUCUUUGUAUCAAGUGCUUAUUACUUUUGGUAUAUUGGCUGGAUAUGUGGUGAAUGCCAUAUUUGUGAAAGUACCUGGAAAUUGGCGAUUCAUGAUGGGUUCCUCGUUACUGUUUUCAACUAUUCUUCUUAUUAGUGCCUUUUUCUUCCCUGAAAGUCCUCGAUGGCUAAUGAGAAAGGGUCGAAGAGUGGAUGCUUAUGCAACAUGGCUCGCUGUUCGUGGAUUUAAUGUGGAAGAAGAGAAGAUUGAAUUUGCUAUUAUGGAGGAAGUAGUCAUUGCGGAAAGAGAAGCAUCAAAAGAUCGUUUCCUAUAUUUAGACUUUAUUCGAAUUCCUUAUUGUCGUAGAGCUGCUAUUCAUGGCAUUCUUAUGAUGGUUUUCCAACAGUUUUCUGGUAAUAAUUCGAUGACAUACUUCUUGGGAACGAUGUAUGAACGAGCUGGACUUUCUGCUGAGAAUUCUGUUUAUAUUAGUAUGCUUGGCGGUGGUACUAUGUUCUGGUCUACCAUUCCCGCAAUCUAUCUAAUGGAUAGAUUUGGCAGAAGACCUCUCUUAUUAAUUUUAGUUCCUGGAGUGGUAGCAGGAUUGAUUAUUACAGGGUUCUCUUUCUAUGCUCCAACAACUACUUCGUUAAUAGUGGUGUAUACCAUUGGAGUUGUCAGUUACUAUGCAUUUUGGGGUUCUGCACUUGGUCCAACUCCAUGGGUUAUGAAUUCGGAAAUUUAUCCUACCUACAUUCGAAGUUAUGGAAUGAGCUUGGGAACAUUAUCCAACUUUCUGGGUAAUUGGAUCACUACUUAUGCUUUCCUACAAAUGUUGGAUGCAAUGACGAAGCCCGGAACAUAUGUUGGCUUUUAUGGUGGCAUAACGGUUAUUGGUUGGUUUUACUUUUUAUUCUUUACACCCGAGACGAAGAAUUUGACAUUGGAAGAAAUCAAGGCAGUAUUUUCGAAGACUUGGAUGGAGAUUGCAAAACAUAAUAUGGAAGAUUUUCGAUAUCAAUGGAACAAGUUUUGGCACAAACGCAGAGGACGAGGAGAGGUUGGUGAACAAGUCCAAACCGUUUCUUCAUGAUUGUAUUUUUCAAUUGUUGGAUGAAUGUCUUUGAAUGUUCAAUUUCUAUAUAAAUGGAUUGUUUUUCUU